AUGAUGUGGAAGGAAUGGCCACCACAGGCAGACGUAACCGUACGAGACAAGAAUUGCUCAGAGAGAGUGCUCUAUAGUUAUGAAUUAUGAGUUUAGCAUAACUGUCUAGGGUUUCUCUGUCUACAAUUUGUUAGUGAAAAGCUCUCGGCGAAGAAGCAGCAUGUGACUUGUUUGAUAUUCCAUACCGAUUCCACUUAAGACUGCAUAUGAAAACUUAAAUCAUAAGAAAGGGCCAUAUUCGCCUUGUAAGUUUAUGUCAUCGGUAACCGGCCCUUAUCUUGAUCUCAGAUUUUAGCAUCGUGCAGCUACGUCGAUACAAUAAAACUUUACAAAGAAGAUGAAGAUGACUGGUAAGUUAUUUCUUUACUGAUAAUAUUUUGGAAAGAUUAAAUUGUCACAACGCGUACAGGAUAUGCUUAUUUUUUGUCCGUUUUUUAACUCUUACCCGAGCAUUUUGCGUCUGGCAAGAUAAGAAACAUAGUGGCCACCCUGAAGACAUGGCCAACUUAAUGCCCUCUUGACAAAGUGACCGUUAAGCAUAGGCGUAGCCUAUUCCAGGCGUUCAGAUAGUGGGGAGCGGUGCGAAGUAAAAGGAGCGCGAAAAAAUAUGAACGCUUGGAACAGGCUAGCAUAGGCGAAGACAAUAAAAAGAUAGCCUGUUCGGACCAUGGGUUUGACAGUAAUUAUGGGAAAUGUUUUUCGAGACUUUAGUAAGUGAGCACAUAACAAAGGAUUGCCUUGUAAUACAGGCUUGACUGUGUCUUCAGUUUACUGAAUUGUCCCAAAAUUUUCAGCGGUUUCACUGCAAAUAUAUUUUUGAACAUUUGACGUCAUUUCCGUGAUUCAUAAGAGGGUUGUCAAUAGAAAAUUGUGGUCGGUUUCUUGUUAGUUAAGCAUGUGGUCUGAGGUGUAAUGAUAGUGACGAUGAUACCUACAAGGGUAUAGUAAAGAGCAUUGAUAACGUUACGUUGUGUGUUCUUUCAAUUUGCAGGUCUUGUUUUGAUACUUUAGAAGGUCACGAGUCUACAGUGUGGGCUAUUAGUUUUGACAAAACUGGAGACAGAAUGGGUUGGUACCACUGAGGUUUCUGUCAGUUAUCACAGCCGCACGUUUUGAUACGUGGAAUACUGCCUUAGAAUUGCUGUGAUACAUUUAUUUUUUCCACCUUUUUUUCAAAGGAUAUAAACAACAGCUUUUGACAGAAAUCUUUUAACAAACAACAGCUGUCACUCAGUCUACCUUUGGGGUUCUUCAUGUAAAUUUUCAUAUUGUUUUUAAGUUAAACAUCGUUAAAGACAGUUCUCUCGCAAAAAGAGUACACGUUUAAGCUUUUAGACUCUUUUUUUUUUUCGCACUUAACCCAAAUCAUAAGUAGUCCUACGCCUUAACUAUCGUUUUCGUUAUUGUCAGAUAUAACUAGGAAGUCUAAAAAUACUUAUAAAAGGGAGUCACGUCCUUCGGUGAAAAUUCCUUCAAUGUUAUAUUAAGGAAAAAUAUAUUAUAUUUCAACAUCUAUUUGUUCACCGCUCAUUUAUUGUAACAAUCUGACCAGGAAGUGGCCAGAUAGGCUGGAUAGGAUCCGCAUUUUAACCAUUUUGGUUUAUUUCCUUUUCCUGUUUUUUUUUUUCAGUUUCGUGUAGCUAUGACAAAACUCUAAGAAUAUGGCAGUGUUAUGAACCUGGAAAUAAAGAAGGUAUUUAUUUAACUCUAUUACAGGACGUGGUUGCAUUGAGCGCAUAAGUGAGAAUUCACUUCAACCGUUACCAGCUUUUCUACAGAAGAAUUCGUCGUGCUCUCCGACUCUUGCGUUCAAUUCCCUAUACUAUCUUAUCCGCCGUCGGCCUUGUUAUCCGUGAUACCGAGCGAAAAAUCUUUCGGAACAAAGGAAAUGCAGCCGCAGCAAGUUGCGUUGUGCACAACAAACACUUCGUAGCCAAAGCAGAGUGUUUGGCAUUCACUUCCGCAAAAGAGCUACGAUGUUAAGUUCUAUGAGUUUACUUCCCUCUUUCCUAGCCAUAUGCCCCAUUACUUUUACCACUAACGAUGGCAUUUUUUUUGCCUGUGUUUACGUAAAAUAAAGGUGUGCCAACCCACGGAAGUGACCCGAAAUGGAAGACAGUCUGUGUCUUAUCUGGCUAUCACGACCGAACCGUUUAUGAUGUUCACUGGUGAGUUGUAAUGAAACGUACUUUUCAUAUUCUUUAUUCAGUCUGUGGCCCGCUGUUCUGUUAACCUCAUGGUUGCAACCAAAAAACUAUUGUUUCCAAGGUUCAGAUUUACUUUGUUGUGCGUUGACAACUGCGAUGUAAAAUGACGAAGUUUUAGGUUCUUUAGAUAGACGAGGUGAACGGCAAGACGAUAUAAAUAUUCCGACGUGGUUCCCUCUCUUAAGCUCCAACUUGCUUUCCCAACUAUUGAAUAACUGAACGAGUUGAAAUAAUCACGAACAAGCUUAGAAGGAUACGAAGCCAGUUUCCAAAGACAUUUUCACCAGUGUCACCGUUGUGCGGUAUCUUAAGGUGCCUACCAUUUCAAGAGUGACGAGUCAAUGACAGAUUCUGAAGACGUGUGAGGGUGUGGAUGUGGAGAAAAAGAGAGAAUCCUUCACUUCUUCAAAACUUCACCAUGUUUACAAACGCAAAGGCUUACAACAGUGCAACAGAUUUAUGGGAUCUGCCCAAGAUUUUGCAUCUUUUGUAAUUAUUUUUCUUAUCUUAGGUCAUUUGUCACUGAUGCCAUAGUGACAUCUUCCGGAGAUGACUGUAUACGAAUUUUUCAACAGGUGAUUCACAAUCAAAUUGUUCUGCAGAUUUUUUAUGUUUGGUACCUCGCAAUUUAGGAAGCUUUUAUUUAAAUCCCUACACUAGCGAAUCAUUCCUUUGCUGUACCCACAGAAAAGUUUCAACCUUUGAUUCUUUUAGCUACUGCCUAGGCAACUUUUUGAGAAAGAAAAACGAAAUAGUUCGAUACAGAGUUAUCUAGCAGACUAAUUAAUUACAGUUUGCUUUUUAUUUAUACAUUUAUCAAGGAGAUAAAUUGUUUAUUUAAUAUUCAUUAGGAUCCUUCUGUUGGUGACAAAAAUCAACCGACAUUUCACCAAGUGGCCGUUCAAAGAAAGGUUUGCAGUAAUUUCUUUUAUAUCCUGAGCAUAAUCCAGUCCAGCGUCUAUGACAACCUGACUAAAUUACUUUAUAAUCGUUUUCAUUAAGGUCUUACCCUUCUGGCCCCAGUUGUUCGGAAGGUGGAUAGCGCUAUCCACAAAAUAAAUCUCUAUCCACUGAAUAGCGCAAUUAGUUUUCCAAAUAUUUAUCCACUGGAUAGUGAUUUAUCCAGUGGAUAGUGCUAUCCAACUUUUCAAAAACCGAGGCCAGGAAGUUUGCACGGUCCCCAUUUUUAUCUGAAGAGCUCGCUAUUUUGAUCACUUGUCUUCAAAAGAUAAUUACGGAUUGGCUGCAUCUUCAGCAAAAAGGGGGCCGGGUAAUUUCUUACAUAUUUCCCGCGGGGUAACUCGGAUAAAUAAGAUUUAGAACAAUUUUUACAUCUUCAAUGUCUAACGUCAACAGCAUCUUCUUUUUGAACAAGUUUUUUUCUCUGAACCAAGUUGAAGGAGUCAGUCUUUCAUUUUGAACUCGGCUUUGAAACGACUAGACGUAUAGCGUUUGGUUGUUUCCAAUAUUUAGUACCUCAGUACGAUAUAUUAUCUGUCUUUUGAAUGACUAAUUACAGAAUAAAAGGUAUAAACCGGGUUCCUUUUUUCACCGCAUACAGGCACAUUCUCAAGACGUUAAUGGCGUGAAAUGGCAUCCUAAAGAAUCAGGUCUCUUAGCUUCAUGUUCUGAUAAUGGUACAAUCAACAUGUGGAGAUUUAUACCACAGGAUUAA
Messenger RNA from Porites lobata, 3882 nucleotides. Lineage: Eukaryota; Metazoa; Cnidaria; Anthozoa; Scleractinia; Poritidae. The record is from the annotation of a GenBank genome assembly.